Molecule: messenger RNA, 3226 nt
Organism: Annulohypoxylon maeteangense
Lineage: Eukaryota; Fungi; Ascomycota; Sordariomycetes; Xylariales; Hypoxylaceae
Product: WD domain-containing protein
Exons: 5
Coding region: 546-2576 (676 amino acids)
Molecular function (GO): protein binding
Source: RefSeq, a predicted model, not a curated record
UUCCACUUUAGAGAAUCACAUCUUACCAUCCUCAACCGACUACUUUAAUUACACCAUCAACAUCAUCAAUCUUUCGUCCGCCUUAGAAAACCUUCGAAAGGUUUAUCCAACAACUUCUUCUUUGUUUACGCAUACCUGGUGGAUUAUUUUGUGGUUUAAUAUUGUGAAAACCUUUCGUACCCGUGUCCGCCGACAACUUUGGUGCCUUUGGACUUGUUAGAGAGGACAUCCACGCUACCGAUGCCAUUAUAACCCUCUUCGCGAUUUAUUCUCCUGUCGCUGAACCGUACCGAUUCUCGCCACAGCAUCGUACAUCAAUUGUAACAGUGUUGGUUUUGUCUUCGCAAAAUCAGAUUAGAUGGUACCUUGGGUCGUUUGACCUACCAAUUGUACCUUGGGACGGCUUGUCUCAUUGAUCCGAACGCCGUACAGGUCAAUACAUCCAUUCUACCCGAAUCAACCGGCGAUUCACCUGUCGAUCGUGACAGAUAACCCAAAUCAGUUAUCGUGGCAUACCGAAAUACGAUAUUAAUAAUUUACCAGACAUGGCAGGCUAUGGUCAACCGCUCAGUCUCUCCGGGAGGAGAGCUAGUCUUUUGAACUGCGGCGAAGAGUUGUCUCUGAAUACGACGAGUGCUGGGCCUAUUAUUAUAAAUCAAAGAAUGGACAAAAUGAUUCAACAACCCCGGCCAAGAGGUCCGCCUACACCGAGUAUGAGCACACCAGCCCCAGAUUUCGACCAACAAGUUACGGGAUCUCCUCCUCCACCUCCCACGCCGGCAGCCUCGCCGGGACCGACGGAUGCGCAGCCUGAUUGGAGCGACGCUGCUGACGACGAAGAUUUCUUCCUUGCCCAAGUAAGGCAACACUUUAAGACAUGUUCGGGGCGACAGAGGAACCGGAUCCUCGCGGAUAUGUUGAAUAUGUGCACAACCCAACAACUUAGCUUCGUACAUCAAUUCGUGAGCCCCCUACUGAAAAAGGAUCCCUUCACCAGUUUGCCAGACGAAUUAUGUUUGAGGAUACUAUCAUUCAUCGAUGAUCCAAAGGUGCUUGCGCGCGCGUCGCAGGUUUCUAGACGGUGGAGGGAUCUGUUAAGCGAUGAUGUAACGUGGAAGAAUUUAUGUGUGAAACAUGAUUAUGGCCGUCGACUUUCUGAAGUCUCCUAUGGGAUCCCGCCUUAUGUGUCGGCUAGACCUGGUGCUUUACCUCUAGCUGAUCCCGAAUACAUCCACAGCUUCCCCGGAGCCCUUCCUGGUCCUUCGUUUCACGCGACUUCUCGCAGCUUUGACACUUUCGCGGAAGGUUCGUCGGCCGCCGGACGCCCCAAACUCCGAUCAUACAAGUCCCAUUUCAAGCAGAGAUAUCUCGUUGAAUCGGCAUGGAGGACCGGUGGGCGCAACACAACAAGAACAAUUACUCAGGACGGCAGAGUUGUGACCAGUUUACAUUUAACUCCGAAGUAUAUCGUUGUAGCUCUUGACAAUGCGAGAAUACACAUUUUUGACCGAGAAGGCAACGCCCUUCGCACUCUCCAGGGCCACAUUAUGGGGGUCUGGGCUAUGGUUCCGUGGGAAGAUAUUCUUGUUAGUGGUGGAUGUGAUCGUGAUGUGAGAGUAUGGGAUAUGACGUCCGGGAGAUGCCUGUACACUUUGCGUGGCCAUACAUCGACAGUCCGCUGCCUUAAGAUGUCGGACGCAAAUACAGCGAUAUCUGGCUCGCGUGAUACCACUCUACGAGUUUGGGAUAUCAGACAAGGAGUUUGCAAAAACGUUCUCGUCGGGCAUCAAGCAAGCGUAAGGUGUUUGGAAAUCAAGGGCGACAUCGUCGUCUCUGGAAGCUACGAUGCGACAGCCAAAAUAUGGAGUAUCUCUGAGGGCAGAUGUCUACACACCCUUACCGGCCACUUCAGCCAAAUAUAUGCCAUCGCAUUCGAUGGCCACAGAGUAAUCACUGGAAGUCUCGACACCAGUGUUCGUGUUUGGGACGCGCAUACGGGUGAGGCUAUUGCUGUACUCCAGGGCCAUACUUCGUUAGUAGGACAGUUGCAAUUGCGUGGCAACACUCUUGUCACGGGAGGUUCGGACGGAUCGGUCAGGGUUUGGUCCCUCGAGAAAAUGUGUCCGAUACAUCGAUUAGCGGCUCAUGACAAUAGUGUCACCAGCCUACAAUUCGAUGACACUCGUGUCGUAAGCGGUGGUAGCGAUGGUAGGGUUAAGGUCUGGGACGUAAAGACAGGCCAUCUCGUACGAGAACUCAUCACAGCCGAAUCAGUUUGGAGGGUGGUUUUCGAAGACGAGAAGUGUGUCGCAGUUGCGAACAGGGGAAGUAGAGUCAUGAUGGAGGUUUGGUCAUUCUCACCACCAGAUGACGCCUUCUGUGAGAGGCCACUCUCUCUACCUCAGAAGCUCGCCGAACCAUCGCCGACACGGCCUUUAACAGGCGAUUUCCGUCGCUCUGCGCUUGGUCUACCCAGCUCUGACGAAGAUCCUGGUAGUAGAGACGUUGACAUGAGCGACGCUGGCCCUUCAACUGCGCCACUCGUGGGGAACACAACGUUCUUUCAUGACGACUAAGACUGUUGGGUCUUGACUUAACACCCCAUAUCAUCCGUAUGAUAUAUAUCCCCUGGCCCUAUUUCCCGAUCAUCGAAGUUCUGUAUUAGAACAGUACAUGGAAGUAUUGCAUCGUCCGGGCGUUGAAGCAUGGUGGCAUUUAUGUUAGCAUCGGGUGCACCGAUUUGGGGUGCGGACGAGUGUUUAUGUUAGGUGGGGGAAGGGAGUGACCGGCGUAAAUCAUCGGAAGGCAGGUUAAUCUUUGGCUUUGGAAGGCAAGUUUGAGAACAAUGAGAACACAGGGUUGAUUGAAUCUUGGCUUCAAGAGGCGCUACAGACUGGGAAACGAGAGACAGGCGUCUAUCGAUUCCCAGCUCGACUUUGUAGGAAGGUAUUUGUCAGGUUGCAUGGAUGGUGUAUUAUUGAAGCCUCAUUAGCUAGCAAGGAACCACAUCUGUAUAUUCUGAGACGGAAUGUCAAUAGGCAUUCCGAGCGUUGAUAUUGUAGGCCGACUCUGGGUAGAUACCAGGGACGAGUCGGACCGCUAGUCAAUCCGAGUUGUUUUGUUAAAUAUCCAUGGAUAUAUAUUCGGCAAUAUUGAGUAGUACUAGUGAUUCUAUAUCUAGCUCCUUUUUGGCAUUAGUUAUGGGAUAUGGUUAUAUACGUUGAAA